AUGGCCGCCCUUAUGCAAGACAGCGUUGUGUUGUUUGGAGACUCUCUUACCGCGGCCGUCAAUGUGAAUGGAACGCUAGACUUUCGCAUGAACAAGGUGUACUCGCGCCGUCUGGACAUUGUAAACCGCGGUUAUGGCGGCUACAACACCCCCAUGGCCCGUGACAUCUUUGACGACAUCUUUGCCAAGCGGGACACUCCAGCGACUCCCGUCCGUCUCUUGACUCUGUGGUUUGGCACGAACGACUCUACCCUCCCGCCCAACACGCGUUAUGUCACUGUGGAAAAGUUUGUGGAACACAUGGACUUCUUCCUCGAGUCCUUUACAUCACCAAACUCGCCGUACGCCAUCGCCCAUGGACCGCCACUGUCCAUCAUCUUGAUUACGCCUCCCCACCCGUACCGCACUCCCGAGGGGAUGGAGCCGAUGGAGCAGGAGCGGUUUGACCGCCUCAAGCAGUUCCGCGAUGCUGUUCUGGACAUUGGCAAGCGAUGGAAGGCCAAGGAGGAUGGUGCUCGGUGGAAGAUUGCGACCAUCGACUUCUGGAGUGUGCUCCUCAAGGCGGCGGACGGAGACGAGGACAAGCUCAAGCCGUUCUUCCUCGACUAUGUCCACUUCACGGCUGAGGGCUACGUUGUUCUUUGGGACGCUGUUAGGGAGGUAAUUGGCACCGAGUUCCAAGGCCGGGGCAUCGACUGGCGUGAAGAUGAUGACCUCCCCAUGACACACCCUUGGUAA
Molecule: messenger RNA, 738 nt
Organism: Apiotrichum porosum
Lineage: Eukaryota; Fungi; Basidiomycota; Tremellomycetes; Trichosporonales; Trichosporonaceae
Exons: 3
Coding region: 1-738 (245 amino acids)
Source: RefSeq, a predicted model, not a curated record